AUGGACACCAAAAUUGUCCUUGAUUCCGCCUUGAUCGCCAGCUCGAAAGCGACAACUCGCCGCGAACACACGCUCACCAUCCGCCAAGCCUUGGUCAAGCACCGCACCGCCGUUCUCUGGGCCAUUCUCUUCUGUCUGCCCAAUGUGAUCAUCGGCUAUGAACCCACUAUUGUGGGAACUCUCGUAGGCGUGCCAGCCUUUCGCAAGAAAUUCGGAUAUGAGCAUCCAGUCGGCUCGGGGACAUACAUUCUCGCUCCAUCGUGGAUCUCCGCCUUUGCCUACGCCCCUGCCAUUGGAUACAUGCUCUCGGCUCUAUGGAGUGGUUGGUGUGUGGAUCGCUUCGGACCCAGGAAGACACUGAUUGUGGCCAUGACACUCUCGUUUGCCACUCUCUUGCUCGAGGUGCUGGGGAACAGUGCGGCCACCAUCUUCGUUGGGGAUCUGCUGACCGGCCUGCUUGUGGGCGGUUGCCCGGUUCUCGGCCCUGCAUACAUCUCGGAGAUCCUGCCGGUGUGUUUGCGUGGAAUUGGUCUCUCCUGCAAUAACCUGUCUCAAGUGCUGGGCUCGCUGAUUGGCAUUGUGGUUCUGCGAGGAACAGAGAGCCGGAGUGACAAGUGGGCGUAUAAGAUCCCAUUCAUUACGGAAUAUGCAUUUCCCCUGAUCUUCGUCGUGGGUGCGUAUCUGGCGCCGGAGACGCCAUGGUCUCUCGCGAAACGAGGUCGAUUUGAAGAGGCAAAAAGGUCUCUCCAGCGGACGGGCUACCAGGACGAAGUGGAGGAUACCCUGGCUCAUAUCAAGGAAACAAUCACUCUGGAGUCCGAAUUAUCAGCGAGCACCUCGUAUGCGGACUGCUUUCGAGGCACGAAUCUUCGACGUACUGCAAUCUGUGCCAUUGCAUAUAGUGGUCAAUUCUUUUGCGGCAUCAAUCUGGCGGCAUCUUAUUGCACAUACUUCUUCCAACUGGCCGGCCUCUCCACGGACCGAUCGUUUGAUCUCUCCUGUGGUCUGUUCGCUCUCGGCGUGGUCGGCAACAUCCUCUCCUGGCCAUUAAUGACGAUAUGGGGCCGAAGAGAUGGCUAUAUCUGGACAUGCAGCCUCACCACGCUCCUGAUGUUCAUUGUGGGCUUUCUCGGUCUGGCCUCAGACUCCAACAAAGGCGCCAUGUACGGCAAAGCAGUCGGGCUGCUCCUGUUCAACUUUGUCUACAACAUUGGCCUGGGCCCCAUUGUCUAUGUUCUCAUUGCCGAGCUUCCGAGCACGAGAAUCCGCGGAAAAACGCUGGGCAUCGCAUGUUUCGUACCCCAUGCCUUUUAUAUUUCGAUCACCGCCGGCCUGCCGUACGCCAUGGAUCCCGCCAAAGCUGGCUGGGGCGCGAAAGUCGGAUUUCUGUUUGGUGGUCUCAGUACCUUGGUCGUUCUCUGGGCAUUCUUCUAUCUUCCCGAGAGCAAAGAUCGAACUUUUGAGGAGCUCGAUGUGCUCUUUGAGCGCAAAGUCUCUGCUAGGAACUUCGCUCGGACCGAUCUGACAGACUUUGAUCGCACUGAAGUCAUGAAUGGCACCGUGGUGGUUGAGGAGUCUGUUGUGGAGAUGAAGCACUCUGAGAAGUCUGCAGAAGCGUAA
Sphaerulina musiva SO2202 is the source of this 1620-nucleotide messenger RNA. RefSeq names its product general substrate transporter. Gene Ontology annotation, cellular component: membrane. The transcript has a single exon. Gene Ontology annotation, biological process: carbohydrate transport; transmembrane transport. NCBI's taxonomy places the organism in Eukaryota, Fungi, Ascomycota, Dothideomycetes, Mycosphaerellales, Mycosphaerellaceae. Gene Ontology annotation, molecular function: carbohydrate:proton symporter activity. The coding region runs from base 1 to 1620 and encodes 539 amino acids. The record is from RefSeq and is a predicted model, not a curated record.